Triplophysa rosa is the source of this 889-nucleotide messenger RNA. RefSeq lists its product as uncharacterized. Lineage: Eukaryota; Metazoa; Chordata; Actinopteri; Cypriniformes; Nemacheilidae. The transcript is spliced from 6 exons. Bases 32 to 832 code for a protein of 266 amino acids. The record is from RefSeq and is a predicted model, not a curated record.
CAAGGCCCUUGAAAUUCAUCACAGUCUUGACAUGUGGCAUGGCACGAAGAACCUUGCCAAAAAAAUUGCAGCAGCAGCAAAGAUAAAAGGACAGUCCAUCCUUCUCAACUGGUUAAAAGAUAUUGUGAACCAUUUCUGGUGGUGUUGCAAGACAGCCGACACACGUGAACAGUUUAUGUCAUUAUGGGUUGGCAUCCUUCACCAUGUCUGUGACGUCCAUACCUGGACUAUGGGAAGUUGUCGGCACGUGAACCUUGAACCUGAAGAAAUACAGGGAAAGAAGUGGAUCCAGAGAGACUCACAAUGCCACAAAGCAUUAGUGGCAAUAGUCCUCAAUAAAAGGUGGCUGAAAGAUGUUCACAAAUACCUGCGAUUCAGAUCAACAGCAGACCUAGAGGCAUUCCAGAACCACAUCCUGAUGUAUGCCAGCAAGCGCUAUGCUUUCAGCCCUCCGGUUUAUGAGGCAAGAGUUCUGCUUGCUGCUCUUGACUACAAUUUCCACCGGACUCGACCAACAAUGAAAACGAAGGAGGGCAAAGAGAUUUUCAAAAGACUGUACAAGAAAAAUGCUAGACGAUACAGCAUAUACGCCUUGAAAUCUGAAAAAACGUAUGGAUACAUUUCCGAGUUGCAAGGACGGAUUUUGAAAAGCAGACUGACAUGUGAAGCGGGGAUGCCUAGGAGGCGGAGCCUUCAACCAGAUGACCCCAGAAGGCUUGGUUUGGUGCCCCCCUUACCUGCACCAGCCUUAUCAGAAUUGUUGCAGACACAAGUCAGGAGAGGUCUAGGGUCAUUAUUCCAAGCAGCACCUGAUGUGGAAGGGUCCACAUAGGAGAUCACCUGAGAUCUUUAAUAAAGUUGUUACAAAUGUACAUUUUAUGUAAAUAUG